CUCCCCUUCCGGCUGAAUGGAUCGCUCCGCCCGGUCCCUCCCCAGCUCCUUGGGUGCAAUGGAAUGUUCCAUUGCCUCUCCGGUUCGCGGUACGCGUUUCAGGGGACGCUCUCGCUGUUGUCAGGGAAAGCCCCGGACGUGACGGCUUUCCGCGACCCCGAGCACCCCCCCUCCCAUCCGUCAUACCCCUGCGCGUUCCCCUAGUCCCCCUUUCCCUCCUAAUCUGUGGAUUCCAGACUGGGUACAAGUAAACAGCUGGCGGAGCGAAGCCUCCAGACCCAGGCCAGGUGGGAGUCUCCACUCUCCAUGGAGCCCGGGCUGCUGCUCUGGGGCACUUGCUGAACCCGGAGUUGUGCAUGGCCGAGGUGGGAGCAUGCCGGGGCUAUGGAGGCAGAGGCUCCCUUCGGCGUGGGCUUUGCUCCUCCUGCCAUUCCUGCGGCUGCUGAUGCCCGCAGCCCCCGCACCCCACCGCAGUUCCUACAAGCCAGUGAUCGUGGUGCACGGGCUCUUUGACAGUUCCUACAGCUUCCGCCACCUGCUGGACUAUAUCAAUGAGGCCAACCCCAGUGGCUGCAUUGCCCCCUUCCCACAGACACACCCCGGGACUGUGGUGACUGUACUUGAUCUCUUCGAUGGCAGAGAGAGCUUGCGGCCCUUGUGGGAACAGGUGCAAGGGUUCCGAGAGGCUGUGGUCCCCAUCAUGGAAAAGGCUCCUGAAGGGGUGCAUCUCAUCUGCUACUCCCAGGGGGGUCUGGUGUGCCGAGCUUUGCUGUCUGUCACAGAUGAACACAAUGUGGAUUCUUUCAUCUCCCUCUCCUCUCCACAGAUGGGACAGUAUGGAGACACAGACUACUUGAAGUGGCUCUUCCCUACAUCCAUGCGGUCUAACCUCUAUCGGAUCUGCUAUAGUCCUUGGGGCCAGGAGUUUUCCAUCUGCAACUACUGGCAUGAUCCUCACCAUGAUGACUUGUACCUCAAUGCCAGCAGCUUCCUGGCCCUCAUCAACGGGGAAAGAGACCAUCCCAAUGCCACCGCGUGGAGGAAGAACUUCCUCCGAGUGGGCCGUCUCGUGUUGAUUGGGGGUCCUGAUGAUGGAGUCAUCACUCCCUGGCAAUCUAGCUUCUUUGGUUUCUAUGAUGCCAAUGAGACAGUCUUGGAGAUGGAGGAGCAGCCGGUUUAUCUGCGAGACUCCUUUGGGUUGAAGACUCUCUUGGCCCGGGGGGCCAUAGUGCGGUGUCCAAUGGCUGGGAUCUCUCAUACCACCUGGCACUCCAAUCGCACGCUGUAUGAUGCCUGCAUCGAGCCAUGGCUGUCCUGAAGAUGUCCUCAGGGAUUCCCCAGCCCAGAGACCAAGUGGUGGCCUUGGGAAGCAGAUGCCAGACUCUGGCAAACCUGUGACCACCUCCUCGCUCCCACACUGCCCUGCCCCACCAGGGUUCCCUGGAUCCUCCUCCCCUCUGCUCCUCUGAGAAUGACAGGUCCUGGUCCCCUACCUCAUGUCCUCAUCUGGGGAUGUCUCCAUGCUCUCCCUUUCUCCCACAGCUGAGGUUGGGAAGCGAGCACCAGGGUUUUUUAACUGGCUUCAUCGCUGCUCCUCCUCCUCCGGGUCUGGCUGUACCGGAGGACCCAGCCCCUGCCCAUCACAGGGGUGUCUUUCCAGGCCACUCAGGACAUUUUUAGCUUCUAUUGUCCCUGUGCUUUUUUUCUCUCAACUCCCCUGUCGUCAGCCUCCCCACCAAGAGGGACGCUCGUAAGAGGGGUUCUGAGGGUCCCCUAUGGGGACAAUUCCACAUUUGAAGUGUCAGUGUUGGGGAAUAUCUGUGGCCUGCAAGGCCCAUCUCAGGUUUGGGGAUUCCCCCAGUCCCUAUGAUCAGUAUUGGGGUAUCCCUGGGAGCCUAGGUUCUUUGAGGUCCCAGCCCCUCUUUUAAGUACCCUUGAUUGGGUGUUCCCUGUAUUUAUAGAAAUAAAGUUCCAUUUCCUCAG
Molecule: messenger RNA, 1983 nt
Organism: Phodopus roborovskii (desert hamster)
Lineage: Eukaryota; Metazoa; Chordata; Mammalia; Rodentia; Cricetidae
Gene: Ppt2
Product: palmitoyl-protein thioesterase 2
Exons: 9
Coding region: 374-1318 (314 amino acids)
Cellular component (GO): lysosome
Molecular function (GO): thiolester hydrolase activity; palmitoyl hydrolase activity
Source: RefSeq, a predicted model, not a curated record